AUGGAAAAGUUCAAUAUCAUCAGUCAGAACAAGACAAUCACCAUCACCACUUCCAAUGUCAACAUCACCGUCACCACCUACAAUGUCAGCAUCACCAUCACCAUUACCACUUCCAAUGUCAGCAUCACCAUCACCGUCACCGCCUACAAUGUCAGCAUCACCGUCACCACCUACAAUGUCAGCAUCACCAUCACCAUUACCACUUCCAAUGUCAGCAUCACCAUCACCACCUACAAUGUCGGCAUCACCAUCACCGUCACCGCCUACAAUGUCGGCAUCACCAUCACCACCUACAAUGUCAGCAUCACCAUCACCAUCACCACCUACAAUGUCACAUCACCAUCACCACCUACAAUGUCGGCAUCACCAUCACCGUCACCGCCUACAAUCAUCACCAUCACCAUCACCGCCUACAAUGUCAGCAUCACCAUCACCACCUACAAUGUCGGCAUCACCAUCACCAUCACCGCCUACAAUGUCAGCAUCACCAUCACCAUCACCGCCUACAAUGUCACAUCACCAUCACCACCUACAAUGUCGGCAUCACCAUCACCAUCACCGCCUACAAUGUCAGCAUCACCAUCACCAUCACCGCCUACAAUGUCAGCAUCACCAUCACCACCUACAAUGUCAGCAUCACCAUCACCAUCACCGCCUACAAUGUCAGCAUCACCAUCACCAUCACCGCCUACAAUGUCAGCAUCACCAUCACCACCUACAAUGUCAGCAUCACCAUCACCAUCACCGCCUACAAUGUCAGCAUCACCAUCACCAUCACCGCCUACAAUGUCAGCAUCACCAUCACCAUCACCGCCUACAAUGUCAGCAUCACCAUCACCAUCACCGCCUACAAUGUCAGCAUCACCAUCACCAUCACCGCCUACAAUGUCAGCAUCACCAUCACCACCUACAAUGUCAGCAUCACCAUCACCACCUACAAUGUCAGCAUCACCAUCACCACCUACAAUGUCAGCAUCACCAUCACCAUCACCGCCUACAAUGUCAGCAUCACCAUCACCAUCACCG
Messenger RNA from Loxodonta africana (African savanna elephant), 1026 nucleotides. RefSeq lists its product as uncharacterized. The transcript has 5 exons. Lineage: Eukaryota; Metazoa; Chordata; Mammalia; Proboscidea; Elephantidae. The annotation marks the transcript as partial. The record is from RefSeq and is a predicted model, not a curated record.